Messenger RNA from Raphanus sativus (radish), 1622 nucleotides. Its product is annotated as F-box protein At3g57590-like. The record is from RefSeq and is a predicted model, not a curated record. Gene Ontology annotation, molecular function: protein binding. Lineage: Eukaryota; Viridiplantae; Streptophyta; Magnoliopsida; Brassicales; Brassicaceae. Bases 39 to 1622 code for a protein of 527 amino acids. The transcript has a single exon.
CGCAUUCAUCAUAUCUAUCUCUCUCAUAUACAGCGAUCAUGAUGAAUUCCAUGCCGAAUGAUCUCGUUCUGGAGAUAUUCUCCAGAUUGCCUGCAAAAUCAGUAGCCAUGUGUUGUUGCGUGUCGAAGCUAUGGGCGUCAAUACUAAACAGUCAAUAUUUCAGAGAGUUGUUCCUGAGAAGGUCCUCAUCUCAUCCACGUCUUUUAUUUGCCGUUCGAGGAUAUGAAAACACUACUAGAAAGUGGAAAUUCUUCUCGUCCCCUCAGCCUCAUUAUUCAUUAGAUAAGUCGUCUCAUCAUGUAGUUACCGCUGAUUCUCAUAUGAAGUAUUCGGAAGAUAUGCAACUGUACUUUUGUAGCUACGCCUCUGGUUUGAUGUGUUGCCGUCAAAAUAAGUGGAUUCCCAAGGAAAAUGAAAUGCAUAUAGUGCAUGUGAUAUGCAACCCUAGCACAGGACAAUAUGUUUUAUUACCUAAACUGAGAAUAUACGACAACCAUUAUGGUUUCUCGAGAAGCUCUUUAGUGUUUGAUCCUGUUAACAGGCAAUUCAAGGUAUUGUUCUUGGCUCAUAAUGUUCAGAGAAUUAUAACAUUAGGAACUGGAGAAAUGAGAUGGAGAAAUAUCCAAUUCUUUGAUAAAGGGAUAUGCAUCAAUGGGAUUUUGUAUUACUUGGAUUUUACGAGGGAUGAUGAUGAUACAUGGCCGCAAACUCAAAUACUAGUUUGUUUUGAUGUUCGGUCUGAGAAAUUCAAAAUCAUUGAAGAAAAAGAAGUAGUGGAAUGCUUUGAUGAGUUUUUGAUAAAUUAUAAGGGUAAAUUAGGUGGUGUGAAGACAAAUUAUGCUGGCGAAACCCUUCAGUUACGUAUGUGGGUUCUAGAAGAUUUCAAGAAACAGAAACUGUCUGAAUAUGUCUAUAAUUUGCCGAAGAAUGAAUUAAUCGUUGAUGACAAUGUUUCUGAUGUUGGAAUGACCGCGAGAAGUGAGUUUGUUUUGUUAUUGGGCGACUAUACAUCUGUACCGUUGUAUGUUUUCUUCUUCAAUCCCGAAAGCAACACUCUCCAAACUGUUGAGAUCCAAGGUUUUGAAGGUUUGCGUAACUUUGAAAUCGACCAAGUUGAAGUCUUUGUAGACUAUGUAGAGGAUCUUAGGUUUGAUUUUAUGAAGACAAGUCUCCUGCCAGAACAAAAGCUUAAAGACACAGCUGGUACAUCAACAUCAUCCAAAGAUCAUCUGCUAAAAGAUCCUGGCACAACAUAUGCUGCAACAUCUACAAGCCCAACCGAAGAUACGAGUACUAAACCCACUGGCACAUCAACGUCAUCUAAAGCUCAACUGCAACAAGGUCGUGGUAAGUUUGAGAGCAUUAACAAGUUUGAUGCUCUGUGUCUUUUAGACGACCAUGUAGAUGAUCUUAGGUUUGAUGUUAUGAAGACAAGCCUGCCAGAACAGAAGCCUAAACAAACGAGUACAUCAUCUAGAGUCGACACCUCCGUUAAAUUCAGUCCGAUAAAUAACGACGUUUCAUUUAGGAGGCCGAUGCAUGUGGCAGUGUCUUCGAAUGUGUUUUCUGAAAAUCUUCGCAAAGGUUGGUAUGUGUCCCUCUGCUCCCUACUAGUUUAUUAA